This is a messenger RNA of Cottoperca gobio, 1376 nucleotides long. It is a transcript of the gene slc25a11, whose product is annotated as solute carrier family 25 member 11. The transcript is spliced from 9 exons. The record is from RefSeq and is a predicted model, not a curated record. NCBI's taxonomy places the organism in Eukaryota, Metazoa, Chordata, Actinopteri, Perciformes, Bovichtidae. Bases 152 to 1066 code for a protein of 304 amino acids. Gene Ontology annotation, biological process: transmembrane transport.
CGCUGGCUCUUCGUGUCACCGGACGUACAGCACCAGAGAGUCACCUUGCCCCGGCUGCUGCAGCUGCUGAACCGGUCCAGAGCCACACAAGCAGGCAGGCAGCGGACAUCUGACCGGAGAACCUCGAGCACUGACCGACCGAGGGGACAACAUGGCGGAGGCAAAGCCCAAGACAUCUCCGAAGGCCGUUAAGUUCCUGUUCGGAGGCUUGGCUGGGAUGGGGGCGACAGUGUUCGUGCAGCCCCUGGACCUGGUGAAGAACCGGAUGCAGCUGAGCGGACAGGGCACGAAGGCUCGAGAGUACAAAACCAGUUUCCACGCGCUGGUGUCCAUCCUGAGGAACGAGGGAGUGGGAGGCAUCUACACCGGGCUAUCGGCAGGUUUGUUGCGUCAGGCGACCUACACGACGACUCGUCUGGGAAUCUACACCAUCCUGUUCGAGAAGAUGACUGACGCUGACGGACGGCCACCAAACUUCCUCUUCAAGGCUCUGAUCGGGAUGACAGCCGGAGCUACGGGAGCGUUUGUCGGGACGCCGGCGGAGGUCGCUCUGAUCAGGAUGACUGCUGAUGGACGGCUCCCUGCAGACCAGAUGAGAGGCUACACUAAUGUCUUCAACGCUUUGGCUCGGAUAACCAGAGAAGAAGGUCUCAGCACACUGUGGAGGGGGUGUGUUCCGACCAUGGCUCGGGCGGUGGUGGUGAACGCAGCUCAGCUCGCCUCCUACUCUCAGACCAAACAGGCGCUGCUGGACUCAGGGUAUGUCCGGGACGGUAUUCUGUGUCACUUCUGUGCCAGUAUGAUCAGCGGUCUGGUUACCACGGCAGCGUCGAUGCCCGUGGACAUCGUGAAGACGCGGAUCCAGAACAUGAGGAUGAUCGACGGGAAGCCCGAGUACAAGAACGGCCUGGAGGUGCUGAUGCGGGUCGUGAGGAACGAGGGAUUCUUCUCGCUGUGGAAAGGUUUCACGCCGUACUACGCUCGGCUCGGCCCCCACACUGUCCUCACCUUCAUCUUCCUCGAGCAGAUGAACCGCCUGUACAAGACGCACGUCCUCGACCGCUAACACACACACACGUUUCUGACAUCACAUUUAAAGGGACAGUCCUACAUAGAGUGAAGUCCAUUCAUAAUAUGUGCGACUGUUUCUCUAACACACACACACACACACACACUGUGUUUUAAGUUCUUUUGUAAAGAAAAGAGUGUGAAAUAAAUGUAGUUCAUCAUCUAGUGGUGUUAAUAAUAAAUAAUAAUGAUAAAAAGUCUUAUUUGUAAUAUUAUUACAAACGCACAGCAUCAUGAGAUUGCUGGGUAACCAUGGUAACAGCCAGAUGAGGAAGAUGGAGGAAUAAACAGUUUGAGCCUCACUUUGA